Messenger RNA from Phyllostomus hastatus (greater spear-nosed bat), 1518 nucleotides. RefSeq lists its product as uncharacterized. The transcript is spliced from 3 exons. NCBI's taxonomy places the organism in Eukaryota, Metazoa, Chordata, Mammalia, Chiroptera, Phyllostomidae. The record is from RefSeq and is a predicted model, not a curated record. The coding region runs from base 318 to 956 and encodes 212 amino acids.
UUCCUCCCUUGGGCAUGUCACCUGUGUCCCCAAAGGUUAGGCACAGCCCGUGCUGGUAGGGGCCAGCUUGCAGCCUCCGUGUGGGCACAGGAGGCUGAGGGGCCGGAGCGAGGCUCCCGAGGACCGUGCGAGCCUUAGGGACCUGAGUCUCCCUCAGCUCCGGGGAGAAUGGGGUGGGGAGUCAAGAGCGCAGCUGGGCCUGUUCUUGAACCUGCUCGGCCGAGGAGAGCCAGGGAACCUCUGGGGGCUGCAGCGGCCUGGGCGGGGGCUCCCCGAGUGGGGCCCCAGCUCCUAGAUUCCCAAAGGCAUCCGUCGCAAUGAGGCUGCUGAGUGGGGGCACCGCCUGGGGCGGAGGUGGCCCAGGAGUGCCUGGGCAGGGAGGGGCCGGAGCCCUGCGGAGGGAAGCCCCCUUGAACUUGCACGCACGGCAGGAGGCAGCCACAGCUCCCUCCCGGAACCCCAGCUCCGGACUGUUCCCCACUCUGCUGGACCCCAGGUGGGGGCGGCACAGAAGAGGAAGAAGAGCUGAAAGGAGGAAGAAGGCACAUUGGUGCCAGGGGAGAAGGGAACUGCCCACUUUUCAAAACUCGAGACCAGAUGAAAAGUCUACGCCGCCAGCGUCUCUCAGAAGCAGGGACGGAGGUCUUCCCGCCUCCUCUAGGCUGGCCGCCCUGACGGCAACCUGUGAUGCGUCCCCAAGCAGGGCCUUAUGCAGCCUGAGAUGUUUCGUGGCGAUCGCCCGGCUGCAAGGCCGUCCCCGCUGGUUCUCACGGGUUCCUCGCCGCGCCUGCUGUCCUUGGGCCGGGGGACCGCACUGCUGGACAGAGGCAGGUCCCCAGGCAUGCACAUUCUUGCACGCCCACUGCCGCCAGGGCCCCCCACCCCCCGCUGCAGAAACCCACCGUCGUGUCUGUGAUGACCCCCUGAGGUCCCCACGGUCGCCUCUUCUCAGGUGAGGGAACCGAGGCCUGGGGGCGCCCCGUGACCUGCCUCGCCACUGUCCCCGGGCAGAGAGCUGGGCAGCACCCGGGCCCAGGGAGUUUGGUGCCGCAGCCUCAGCGCUACAGCUUGACACUCCUCCAACGUGGAGAGGGAAGGAGAGGGUGCCAGAGUGGGCCUGAGUGGCCUUGUGUGACCUUGGGCAGUCUGGGCAGGCGCCGGGACACAGCCGCCAGCAGGACGGCCCCCUGCCCUGGGCCCCCACCUGUAGGCACCCCGCUUGCAAGGACCCUGCCUGCCUCCCACCCCGGAAACUCGGGGAGCAAAGGAACUCGGCUCCUGGGUGCACGCCUAUUUGUGGGCAAAGGAACACGGCUGAGGGAGAGCCCUGGGGGGCCGUCCUCAGCCUGGGAUUGCGGGUGCGGCGGGGUUGGUGGGAGGGAUGCGUCCCAGGGACGUGGAGGAAACUGGUUUUCCAGCUGCCCUCAACCUUGUGCCCUGUGUCUCCACGGCACAGUUAUGGAACCCGGGCAAAGACGGGGACCCUCGCGGCCCGUCUGAGCACCGUCCCAGGGAGAA